Molecule: messenger RNA, 4867 nt
Organism: Zerene cesonia (dogface butterfly)
Lineage: Eukaryota; Metazoa; Arthropoda; Insecta; Lepidoptera; Pieridae
Product: zinc finger protein ztf-16
Exons: 7
Coding region: 394-1839 (481 amino acids)
Biological process (GO): regulation of transcription by RNA polymerase II
Molecular function (GO): DNA-binding transcription factor activity; RNA polymerase II cis-regulatory region sequence-specific DNA binding
Source: RefSeq, a predicted model, not a curated record
UUCAUCUGAUCUAUCGAGUUGCGAGACGAGUGAGAGAGUAGAUAGUAGAUUUUACUUACCUACUAGUUAGCUAGUAUUAGUUGUAUGGAAUGGGUUCGUUUAAAAUAUGUUAGUGAUUUCAUUUAAGAAAAUUAAAAAAGGUUAGCUAAAUGUGAUACUAUGAUUUAUUUGUAAAUUGCUGUUAACUAAAAGUGGGGACCCACUUAUUUGUGCAUUUACAGUUAUUCGCGUAACACGUAUUUUGUGCAUAGAGUUCGAGCAUUGAAUUAGGCCACAUAGCGAUCUCUCCCUAAAAUACCGCUGUUCUGGCUGUCGAGUGUCGACGUAUCGAGACGGGCCAGCAAUUAAGUAAGGCGGGAUAGUGAUGAACAAAAAAGGCCGCGAGUUGAUGUGAUGUCAUCAAAAGGGGAAACAGAGGCCGACUCUGGCACCGUGUCGCCAAAUCUUUCUACUGUUAAGAAUGAACCAACAGUGGCAGCACCUAGUAAAGAAACUCCAAAGCGGGGCAGUGGUACAUUGCUUAAAUGUACCACUUGCAAUAGUUUUAGUACCUUAAGCACACGGGCUUUAAAUACACAUAUGGCGCAGUGUUCACCAGAUAACAAUAAUGUGGCCGCAGCACAGAACACCGACACGCGGCCACACAGAAAACUCUUUGAGUGUGAUGUGUGCAAUAUGAAAUUCUCAAACGGCGCUAACAUGCGCCGUCAUAAAAUGCGACACACAGGCGUAAAACCCUACGAAUGCAGGGUAUGCCAGAAGAGGUUCUUCCGUAAGGAUCAUUUAGCUGAACACUUUACAACUCACACCAAAAGCUUGCCAUACCAUUGCCCCAUUUGCAAUAGAGGAUUCCAACGCCAAAUCGCGAUGCGUGCCCACUUCCAAAACGAACACGUGGGACAACAUGACCUCGUUAAAACUUGCCCGCUUUGUAGUUACCGUGCGCCGACGAUGAAGAGUCUCAGAGUUCAUUUCUUUAACAGGCACGGCAUCGAUCUCGACAAUCCAGGUCCCGGCAAUAACUCUGUUUCCCUUCUCGCUGCUGGCAUCGCAAAUGCUGCAUAUGCCGAUGGUACAAUGGACCCUAGCACGUUAAAUGCACUAGGAGCUCUUGGCUCUGGAUUAUCCGUUUCGGUUGCGGCAGCUUACUCCGACAGUGGAGACAGUAACGGCGAAAGAUCUGUUGACAAUGCAACUCCUCCCAUGCACUACUUGACGCCUCAUGUUGAAAUAUCUAUGGCAGAUAAUAAUGACACCUUCUCUCCAGGGCAAACGAACCACAUGAGUAAUUCAGAAUCCCGUAUGAACGGCGAAGGCCCCAGCUCGCCGCAGUCCGGCGACAGUGCGGUAGCGAGCAGCUCGCUAUCAGCCGGCCUGCCCACUAACAUCACCCCGUCCAUCACGCUCAUACCUAUCAAGCAAGAACCGAAUGCUCAAGACGAGUCGAACUCCGGCGAGCAAGGCGACGCGAACAGCGGCGACAAACGUGAUGUGUCGUCGAGCCUCCCGUCCCUUAUCAAAGUGUCGCCGCUCAAGAGCCUCUUGCGGGAAGACAUACGGCGCCGAAUCUCUGCCCGCGGACGGACCCGCGGUUCCAAUGCUUCUCGAGCUUCACCAUGCGAGGGCGGCGUGAUAACUUCGACCCACGGCGACGCCGCCCUCCUGCCCUCCUCGCUCGUGUGCACGUUCUGCUCCAUCACGUUUCCGGACUCCACGCUGUACUUCCUGCACAAGGGCUGCCACUGCGACUCCAACCCAUGGAAGUGCAACAUCUGCGGGGAACAGUGCUGCAACGUGUACGAGUUCAACUCCCACCUUCUCAGCAAGAGUCAUCAAUGACUGUUUGCAGGGGGGACGUCCGAUCACUGACUUUGAACGAUGCACUAUGUAACUACGCGAGCGCUUCGAAGGUACUUCUUCAAUUUUCAUUUCCUCUCGCCCUGUCACUACGAACGUUUCCUAUGUUGAAGUGCUUCGAAUAUGCUAACGCUAACGUCCCCCCGAAGCUGAUAAAAGUGCAAAUUCGAGAAGUUUAUAAUACGGUUAUUGUAGUAGGUAAAUGAGUGAAGAUAUUUUUAUGGAUAUUUUAGUACUUAAUUGUUUGCGGUCUUAAUUAGUGUCGAUUAUAAAGAAAAUGGGACCUGUUACGGUAGAAUUCUUGGAAAGUUUCAACAUUCCAAAUUGUAACGAAUGCAUUCCAUUAAAUGAGAUUGAUUAUAUGAAGCCUCUGGUGGGGAAAGAAGUAAUACUUAUUUGUUAUCUUAAAAAGAUUUUAUUUAUUAAUUUAAUUAAUUUCAAGUAUGUACUUAAAUGUACAGAGAGUUUUACAAAACAAUAUUUAUAGUAUAUGUGGUGCGAUAGUAAAUUUUACAAAUGUUUUAAAGAGAUGCAGAUAGUGUACAAAUUAAUAUAUUUUUACAUUUCACUAUUGACAAGAUUUUUAUUAAAAGGCAAAGCCUCUAAGCUCUUUAUUUGUGAUCAAGAGAUAGACCGGAAUUAUAAAUUCUACAUUCCGUAUUUAUUUAUAAUAUUAUAUUUUCUAUUAAAGCAUGUAAUGCAAGUCCACGACUAAUACUUAAUGUACAAUUUUAUUAUUAUUUUGUUGUUAUUAUUUAUUUUCUAAAAUAAAAACAGAAUAUGUAGAUAGAAGUUGUAAUGUACUUAAGUGGUCAAGCAAUCGUGAUUAAGAUGGGUGUUUGUAUAGCUCAUAUGCAAACAAUGUUUUGCUCAAUACUUUGAAGGCUCAAGGAGAUUGAACCAUAUUAGACUAUUCGGUAGAUUCUAUUCGCACAAAAUUAUUAAAUUUAACAGAAACAUACAAUCAAUGUUCAAUUUAUUUUAAACAAAUCGCGUGCUUUAACCUGGUGCCCAUUUCAUUAAGCGACAGCCAGUGCUUGUGCAAAUUCCAAAGUUAACUUACAAUAUAAUUAAUUAUAUAAAAAAGGAGUUUGGUAGUCUACUUAAAUUUUUAUUUUUAAUAAUUGAUGAACAUGAUUUAAAAGAUGUUCUUACCCCUAUUCAACUAUUCGCUAAAUGUGCUCAAAAUUGUGCGCUAAAUUAUUAAAGAAACAAAAUAUGUAUUAGAAUUAUUAUAAUUGCAUUAUGUUUAAGUUUAAAUUAUGUACUAAAAAUGUGUAAGUUUGGAUAUUUUGUUGCAGUUCUUUUAUUCUUAAAAUCUGACUUCAUUUAAGUUUAGUUAUAUACUAAUACUUUUUCUGUAUCUUCUUCUGUAUCUAAUCUUAAUUAUGAGUUGCGUUAACUGCGAAAAAUAUCGUAAUCGUAAAGGUGCAUAUAUAUUCGGGACUUACAGGUAAGUACAUUCUAAUUUUAAUUGGUCCAUUCACAUAAUUCGAUAAUUGAGAGAUAAACAUUCCUGUAGACUGUAAGUACUUAAUAUCGGUUGUGGUCUUGCCUGUUAAGUUAACAAAAUCGUUUUAGGUGAAACUGAAAUUGUUUACCAACGAAGAUAUGUAUAUAUGACUAUUGUUUUGUUAUGUCAUUGCUAUUAGUUAGGAAAUCGGAGUGCGCGGUAGUCCGUCCAGACGUGGACUUAGAGAGUUACCUGGGAACGACAUAUUUAUUAUUUAUAAACAUUCUUAUAUUUCUGUUUCAUUGUUGAUUAUAUUAUAAACGUGAAUUAUAGUACUAAUAUUUGGACCCUACCGUUGCGCCACGGUGUAGAUUUAAGGGUAGGUUAUUUAAAUGCAAUUAAUAUUAUUAAUUGGUAACCCCAUUGGGCGCCUUCACUUAAUCCGUCCAUAUCUAACGAUAGAUAUUGCCUUUACUAUUUAAUAGAGAUAAUAUAUUUAUAGGUGUUAGUUACACUAAGAGCAGAUUUUAAGUGAAAUAUUUACAGAAUAACAAAGGUUUACGGAUAGUUAUAUUUCAUGUAAUAAUGAAUUGAAAGAAAUUAUUUUAGAAUCAAACAAAGUUUUGUGUUUAUAUUACUUUUUGAUUCUUAGAUGAUUCUUCAAGACCGUGUUGGUUGUUGAUAGAGCAGAUUUGAUGUAAUUGCUUUACUUUCGUGUGGUAGAAUGAUUUCUAAGAAUGGAUCAUAGAAUAUGGUCCAAACGAAUAUAACUAUUGUCAAUUUAUUGUGAACUUGAUACAAAGCAGUAUUUUAAAACCCCCAUUCACGUUAUUUUGUUAAGCAAAUGUGGUUUAACGUUAAGUAGAAUAGCAUCGUGUUUAAUGAUCGUAAUUAAUUAAUUUAUUGCGGUUGUCUUUUUUUCCAUUCCCGACAACAAAAUAAAUAUUUACUGUUUAAGUGUCUCAAACAGUCUUAGGCCUUUGACAGUGAGAUAUUUAAAAUCCUUAUUACUUAUAGGAAUAUUUAGACUAGCAGUCCUCACCUUAAUACCAAAAUACAGCUUACCAACAUUUUAAUAUUUUGCUUUAAGUUGUUAUGUGUGUAACAAUGUAGUUUAGAUUUUAAAAACAAUCAUAAUUGUAGACAGAUUGAGGUCAUCGUUGAUAUUUUGCUGUUAAAUUUAUUGCGUUAUUAAAUAUUAUAAAUAUAAUAACAUAUAAUACUAAUUUAGAAGAGAUGAACUAUUUAUGAGCAUCCAAUUUUGGAAAUAGGAGUGAUAGUAAAAUGAUAUCAAGUUAUAGCAGAUUGUGCCUUAGAUCAGUAAUAAAAUAUAUAAUAAUAUAGUAAAUUGUGUUUUCGAAAUUUAUAUAAAGAAAUUAAUAUUUAGAUGUGUGUGUUAAACUGUUUUCUCACAUAAAGUAUAUUUACACGAAAUCUAAGUAAAUGUUAUUUAUUUAUAUAAUCUAGCAAAAUACGGCUGUUUUGCUUGUUUUUAUGGUAAAGUUUAUUUGCAGUUGAUAUGUAUGUCAUCUUGUUACGAUUGUUUAGAAUUUUAAA